Mytilinidion resinicola is the source of this 1540-nucleotide messenger RNA. Its product is annotated as zf-MIZ-domain-containing protein. The coding region runs from base 58 to 1497 and encodes 479 amino acids. Lineage: Eukaryota; Fungi; Ascomycota; Dothideomycetes; Mytilinidiales; Mytilinidiaceae. The transcript has 8 exons. The record is from RefSeq and is a predicted model, not a curated record. Gene Ontology annotation, molecular function: SUMO ligase activity; zinc ion binding. Gene Ontology annotation, biological process: protein sumoylation.
CGCUCCUGUAGUGUGCCCUGCUCGCGCGUGAGCUGAGCAGACAAAACACUCAUCGUUAUGGCCACGGGCGGCAGCCGGGCUCUCCAGGACCAGGUCAUAUCCCUCUCCGCCCGCAUCAAGAGCCUGAUCAAUGCCGAUCUAAAAGAAAUAUGCAGAGGCGAGAACCUCGCGGUAUCUGGCGUCAAGGCGGGCCUCCAGGCCCGUAUCAUCCAGCGCUUGGAAGAGCUUGCUUCAACCGGUGACUCCGCGGGCAUCGAAAGACUGAGAUAUCGAGUUCAAAACCACGGCCACGCCCCGCCCGACACGCAGCCUCCUACAUACCAGACCAGCGCUGCAGCUGGCCUCAAUAUGCAGGGCCAGAACGGAUUUGGAAGACCACCUGGUCAGGUCCAGCCCCACCGGCCAUCGUUUCAAACCCGGAUUCUUUUCAAGCAGUCCCCGUUCUACGAGAUACAAGACACCCUUUCUUCGCCUAUAUAUCUCGAAGUUACGCCAGCUCAUAGAACCAACGCCAAUGGCCACAUCACACUCAACGAGGCCACCUGUGCGCUGCUGAGAGCGGAUACCAAUAUGCGAGUCAUGAUCUAUUCAGCGAGUGAGGGCCCUCUGGAUGCAUUCUCGCGGACGGAUAUUAGUUUCCCAACGCAAAUGGAGGUGAAAAUCGGCGCCGACGAGGUGAAGGCCAAUUUCAAAGGCCUCAAAAACAAGCCGGGGUCAACACGGCCGGCCGACAUUACGGACCAGAUCCGAAAAGUUCCUGGAUACAGGAAUAAUAUCCAGAUCGCAUAUGCCCUAACUCAAAAGAGAUUCACCAUAAUCAUCCAUCUGGUCAAAAAGCGCUCCGUGGAGGAGCUUACCCAGAGAAUCCAGGACAAGGGAGUGAUUGCUAAGGAGACCACGCUUCGCGAAAUGCAAAAGAAGGCAAACGAUCCAGACCUCGUGCUCGGCUCGACGGUCAUGUCCUUGAAAGAUCCGGUAUCCACAUUACGGAUCGCCAUCCCUUGCCGCAGUGCGAUCUGCAACCACAACCAGUGUUUCGACGUCUCAUCUUUCCUCCAACUCCAAGAGCAGGCUCCUACGUGGACAUGUCCUCAAUGCAAUAAAGUGGUAACAUUCGAGUCGUUGGCUGUAGAUCAAUAUUUCCAAGAAAUAUUGCAAUCAGUGCCGCGAUCGACAGAUCAGGUGACGAUCGAGCCUGACGGGAGCUGGUCGCAGGGGAGCAACACCGAGAACCAGACCCCUAGAAACGGCACCGUAGCGAAGUAUGAGGAUGAUAGCGAUGAUCUGAUAGAAAUAUCGGAUUAUCGCGUCAACAACCUCAAAACUGAAGCCGCCAGCACUCCGCUUUCCCUCGCCCGCACACCACCAAUGUCUUCACGGGAGGCCUCGACGGCACUCUCAGCACCGAGAAGCAGCCACAAGCGCACAUCAGACGUCAUUGAUCUGACGUUGAGCGAUGACGACGAGCCACGACCAGCAAAGAAGACCUCAAGGUAGACGUACGUCGAAGCCGGACAUUGACAGCGGGAUCGCGCUCUUU